Molecule: messenger RNA, 6411 nt
Organism: Hippoglossus stenolepis (Pacific halibut)
Lineage: Eukaryota; Metazoa; Chordata; Actinopteri; Pleuronectiformes; Pleuronectidae
Gene: megf6b
Product: multiple EGF-like-domains 6b
Exons: 38
Coding region: 256-5052 (1598 amino acids)
Molecular function (GO): calcium ion binding; protein binding
Source: RefSeq, a predicted model, not a curated record
CUGCAGUUUUCAGUCAACACACCCGCACAGGCUCAGACCGAGAUUACGCACCGCCUGCGAUGGCUGUGUCAUCUGUGGUCACUGUUGGUCAUUUCCACGCGGGAGAUCCUUUACGCGCCGUUUAAGUUCAUUCAAGACCGUUUGGAUGAUUUCUUCAGUCCAUUAGAUGAUUUUUCACCCGUAAACGUCUGAUCUACACUCAUGACUGAGUUCAUGAUUUUUUUAAAAACUUUAGUCUAAUCCAAGAAGAGGAAAAUGGAUGGUGUUAUUUUGUCUUUUUUCCUAAUAUUAAUCCAAGAGGUGCACACUUUGCGUUAUGGCACCGCCAGAGACCUGCAACCAUAUAUGCCCAAUGUGUGCGUGGAGAGGGAGGUGACACUGGUCGCCCAGAGGCAGCCGUGUGUGCAGGCCUUCACACGCAUGGUUAAAGUGUGGAAGCAAGGCUGUGUGGGGCAGUCGUGGUGCAUGGGAUACGAGAGGAGGACGGCAUACUACACGGCAUACAGACAAGUGUACAGACAGGAUUAUGACACUGUGUACAAGUGUUGCCCUGGAUGGUCUCAACUUAAUGGAGAAGCGGGUUGUCUUUAUCCUGUGUGCAGCUACGGUGUGUGCUUCAACGGGGGCCAUUGUCGGGCGGGUUCCACCCAGCUCUGUGACUGUCCUGCAGGGUUCAAUGGACCCAGCUGCCAGUAUGAUGUGAACGAGUGUGAGGAGACCAAUGGAGGCUGUGCGGCUCUGUGCUGUAACACCAUAGGAAGCUUCUACUGCCGGUGUCCUUCUGGACAAAUACUGAGCGAAGACAGUAAAACAUGUAAAGAUAUCGAUGAAUGCCAGGUCCACAAUGGAGGCUGCCAGCACAGAUGUGUUAACACCAGGGGCUCCUACUACUGCGAAUGUCACCCGGGCUCUCGCCUGCAUGUGGACGCCCGCACCUGCCUCGCUGUCCAUUCAUGUGCCAUCAGCAACGGAGGAUGUGAACACUACUGUGUGCAGCAGUCCGCCGCUCACUUCCGCUGCCGAUGCAAAGCAAACUACAUCCUGGCAGAGGACGGCAAGCACUGCAAGCUGCAGAACCCGUGUGCAGAUCAGAACGGAGGCUGUGCGCACGUUUGUCAAGUCGAUGGUGGCAAAGCUCACUGUGACUGUAAGCUCGGUUACGUCCUCGCUGAAGACAGGAAAACCUGUGAAGAUAUUGACGAGUGUGAGACUGAAGAAGCCAACUGUGCUCACGGCUGCCACAACACGCUGGGCUCCUACGCGUGUGUUUGUCACACUGCCUAUGAGCUGGGGUCUGAUGGGAAACAGUGUUACAGAAUUGCGAUGGAGAUCGUGAACAGCUGUGAGAACAACAACGGCGGCUGUUCGCACCGCUGCCAGCACUCAACCAGCGGGCCUGCCUGCUCCUGUAACCACGGUUACAGACUGGACGAGGACCUUAAAACCUGCCUUGACGUCGACGAGUGUGGAGAGCAGAGCUCCUGCUGCGAGCAGGACUGCACCAACUACCCUGGAGGUUACGAGUGCUACUGCUCCGCGGGAUACAGGCUCAACUCGGACGGAUGUAGCUGUGAUGACGUAGAUGAGUGUCUGGCUGGCAAUGCCGGCUGUGAUCACACGUGCCAGAACAGCGCGGGUUCUUUCCAGUGCUUCUGCCGCCGGGGUUUCCGUCUGGACGACGACCGGCAAUCCUGCAUCCCACUUGAAGAUGCAGUUGAGGCCCUCUCCAGCGGGGGUCCCAUCGAGCUGCCACUCAUCCGCCCCCAGCUCACCUUGCUGCAGGACUACAACCAACCUCUGGAGCGCUAUGACGACUACGAAGACGACGAGGGGGAGCUGAGGGCCGAGAGUAACCUGGCAGAGAAGUUUGUGUGUUUGGACGACACCUUCGGGAACGACUGCAGCUUGACGUGUGACGACUGUUCUAGCGGAGGAAAAUGUAACGUGUGGAAGAAUGGCUGCGACUGCCCCGAUGGAUGGACGGACAUCGUCUGCAACCAGACGUGCUCCGAGGGAAAUUUUGGUAAAAACUGCUCCUUCCACUGUAAGUGUAAAAACGGUGCCAGCUGUGAUCCGGUCACUGGGAGCUGCCGCUGUCCACCAGGAGUCAGUGGAGACUUGUGUCAGGAUGGUUGUCCAAAGGGCUUCUACGGAAAACAAUGCAACAAGAAGUGUAACUGUGCAAAUAACGGACGCUGCCACCGAACCUACGGAGCCUGUCUGUGUGAUCCAGGACUGUACGGACGCUUCUGCCACCUCCCUUGUCCUAAGUGGACGUUCGGAGCCGGCUGCUCUGAGGAGUGUCUCUGUGUCCAGCAGAACUCUCUGGAGUGUCACCGGCGCCAUGGCACCUGCGUCUGUAAAUCUGGUUACCGGGGCAACACCUGCAAGGAAGAGUGCGAACCCGGAACGUUUGGAUCCGGCUGCGAGAAGAAGUGCUCCUGUCCUCCUGGAGUGUCGUGUGACCAUGUGACCGGAAUGUGCCAACGAAAGUGUCCUCCUGGUCGUCAGGGGGAGAACUGUGAUCAAGACUGUCCAGACGGAUGGUUCGGAGCGGGCUGCGUUCAUCCCUGCAACUGCACCAGCGCCCCCUGUGACAAAGUGACAGGACAGUGCAAGUGUCCGGCAGGGACGACAGGAAAACACUGCGAGACCUUGUGUCAGGAGGGAUUUUGGGGACCAGGCUGCAGAGAAACCUGUCCUGCUUGUGAGAACGGCGGCUCGUGUGAUAAACACAACGGAUCGUGUAACUGUCCUGCUGGAUUCAUGGGAAGACUCUGCCAAGACUCGUGCCCAAGUGGACAUUUCGGUCAAGGCUGCCAAAUGAGGUGUGUGUGUGAGAACAGCGCUCACUGCGACCCGGUGACUGGACGGUGCACCUGCGCUCUCGGCUGGACUGGACACAACUGCAGGAAAGUGUGUGAUGUGGGACACUGGGGAGCCGACUGUGCAGAAACCUGCGACUGCAGAAACGGAGACGGCAGCUGUGACGCUGCGACGGGCCAGUGCAGCUGUGAGGCUGGUUACACUGGGACCCAGUGUCAUCACAAGUGUCCAACAGGUAUGUUUGGUCUCGGUUGUCGUCACCGGUGUCAGUGUGACAACAAGGCGUUGUGCGACCAUGUGAGCGGAGCUUGUACCUGCCAGGUGGGAUGGACGGGAACCUUCUGCGAAAAACCAUGUCCUCAGGGUUUCUACGGCCUCGACUGUCAGGAGAAGUGUUCGUGUCUGAACGGCGGCAGCUGCGAUCAUGUCCGUGGAGUUUGUUCGUGUCCUGCCGGCUGGAUCGGUCCGUUCUGCAACCUGACUUGCCCGCCCGGCUUCUAUGGGGAAGCGUGUAACCAAACCUGUCGCUGCGGCAACGGUGGCGACUGCCACCCGGCCAGUGGGCAGUGUGUGUGCACGGCGGGCUGGACCGGACCCAGAUGCACAGAAGAAUGCCCUGCAGGGUUCUACGGAGCCGACUGCCGGCAGCGCUGCUUGUGUCAGAACGGGGCCUCAUGUAAUAAGACCAGUGGAAAGUGCACAUGUGCCAGUGGGUGGACGGGUACAGCCUGUGAACUGGAGUGUGUAGCGGGUCGGUUCGGGGCCGACUGCCAGCAGCAGUGUGAAUGUGAGAACGGUGGCCAGUGUGACAGGCAGACGGGACGGUGCAGCUGCCGCGCCGGCUGGACCGGAGAGCUCUGUGAGAAAGCAUGUGAAGCAGGCCUGUUCGGUGCUGGCUGUGAGGAGAGAUGCCGGUGUGUGCACGGGGUUUCAUGCCACCACGUCACCGGAGAGUGUCAGUGUCCACCGGGCUGGAGAGGAAAACUCUGUGACAAAGCAUGUUUGCCAGGUACGUACGGGAGGAGCUGUGUGCAGCAGUGCAGCUGUGCUCAGGGAACAUCCUGCCACCACAUCUCUGGAGAGUGCGGCUGUCCUCCCGGAUUCACCGGCAACGGCUGUGAGCUCACUUGUCUUCCAGGAACAUUUGGUCAGAACUGUAACCACGUCUGUCAGUGCUCACAGACAAACCAGCUCUGCCACCCGGUGUCUGGAUCAUGUUACUGCGCCCCAGGUUUCCAAGGUCCCAAAUGCGAGCAAGCCUGUGGAGAGGGUCGUUACGGUCCUAACUGCGAGAGGCAGUGCAAGUGUGUGAAUGGAGGGAAGUGCGUUUCUUCCACUGGAGCCUGUGAAUGUCCAGCAGGGUUCAUAGGAGCACGCUGCAACAUCACGUGUCCAUCUGGGCGUUAUGGUGUCGACUGUGCUCGGGUGGCCACGUGUGGAGAGGGGGCCAAGAAUGACCCGGUCACCGGUCGGUGUGUGUGCAUCCCUGGACGAAGAGGAGAGGACUGUGGACACAGCUGCCCUCCAGGCUGGUUCGGGGCGGGCUGUGCCCAUCGUUGUAACUGCAGUAAUGGAGGAGUGUGUGACUCAGUAACUGGCAACUGUACCUGUGGUCUGGGCUGGACCGGCGCACACUGCGACAGAGAAUGUCCCGUGGGCAGAUUUGGUGCCAACUGCCAGCUGAAAUGUAAGUGUCAAAAUAACGGCACGUGUGACAGAGUGACGGGGACGUGUCAGUGUGGUCCAGGCUUCUAUGGACAUCUGUGUGAACAUGCCUGUCCUCCUGGUCUCCACGGCCCGCUGUGCCGGCUGCAGUGCGACUGUAUGAACGCAGCCUCCUGUCACCCCGCGUCGGGCCACUGUGUCUGUCCUCCAGGAUAUUACGGAGCCCGCUGCCACAGAGUGUGUGAACAGGGAACUUUCGGCCUGGGAUGUGCUAAAGUGUGCGACUGUGAGGACGACUCUCUGUGUGACCCUGUGACGGGAAGAUGUCUCUGCUCCUCAGGGAAGACGGGACUCACAUGUGACAUCGACUGCAGAGCAAAUCACUACGGCCCAGACUGCGCUGAGACCUGCGAGUGUCAGAACGGAGCCCGAUGCGACCGACGCAACGGCCGCUGCAGCUGCAUGCACAGCUGGAUCGGCCUCUCCUGUCAGGAAGGUGGACCUCCACGUGUCACCUAUGGGAGCAGCAGCAGAGGAGACUCACAACACAACUCAUUAUAGCAUCUACCUGAAAGACUCCACCUGGAACUGAGACAGUGAUGUUUUCUUUACCUAAGUGACUCGAGCGAGUGAAAGGGAGUCGUAGCAGCUGGAGGAUCUUCAUGGAAAUAGACUCUCUGAUGAGAACUGCAGCUCCAUGUUCGGACCUGAGCUGGACGAUACUUCAUUUUUUGUAUUUUGGUACCAAAGUGACCUUUGAACUGAUCGACUCUGUGGCGUGAGCCUGACCGGUCACCGGUACUUUGUGAGCGUCUUGAGCUCAAAGUGGAACGACACCGUAAAAUGAAAACAGCUUCAGUCUUCAGGAGAACUACUUCCAAACUAGAAAUACCACCCUGCGGUUGUAUGCCUCCGCCAACCAGUGCAGUUUCAGUCCACAUAUUUUUAUUUUUUCAGAUUCUCAUUAGGUCAACGUGAUCUAAUCAAUUAAUCUGUGUCCAAGUGACAACUUGUCAAAAUUUGAAGAAAGCCCGACAGUCAGACCAGAGAAAUCAUGUUCAAGAGGCCACAACGUGUUUUGUGAGGCCACCGAGACUUUGACCAUCAAAUUCUUAUCAGUUCAUCCAUGAGUAUUAAGUGAACAUUUUCACCAAAUUUGAAAAAAGUCCCUGAAGGGGUUCCUCAUAUGUUCACAAGGCAAACAUUGUGUUUUAUGAGGUCACAGCGACCUUGACCUUUGAUCAUCAAAAUCUAGUCAGUUCUUCAAACCGAACGUUAAAAUUUGAAGAAAUGAUCUUGAGGUAUUCUUUAGAUAUGUUAACAAGGAAGGGGACAGACGACCAGAAAACACCAUACCUCCGGCGACUGGCUGUCACAGGUGUGGAGGCAUAAAAACGUCAGCAGUUUGUUUUUACUGCACUUUUAUAUACAAAUACCCACUGAAGGUAUUUUAUGUUUCAUAAGUUUCAACAAAAUAUCAAAAUAAUCUCUUAAUUUUGUAAGAAAAUUAACAAUAUUGUUGGAUGUGAUGCAGCCAUGUUAUAAAACUUGCCAGUUCAAUGAAGUUGUUUUUCAGUUUAUACCAAAUGAAGUACUACCCUCAGCCUAAUGGUGCUAAUGUGCUUUAUCUCCACAUGUUUAAUAGAAAGAUAUCAGUCAAGCACAUUCUUGGAUUUUUAAUAGAAAUCACUUAAUUUACACAGCUAGCUUUCAAUGUCUAAAUGUUUUCCUUUGAAUUGAUUGUGUAUAAGUUGCUUCCUAUUUAUAUUUAACAGUUGAAUAUACGUCAAACUUAAAAUGCAUUGUUUUUGUUUCCCACUGGAUAAACGAGAUUCUGCAGCUCUGCCAAACACAGGGAACAACCCACAAUCAGGUUUAUUCUUUUUAACACACAGAUGCCAAAUAAAGACAGACACAAGA